This is a messenger RNA of Pristis pectinata (smalltooth sawfish), 830 nucleotides long. RefSeq names its product H-2 class II histocompatibility antigen, A-U alpha chain-like. Bases 12 to 830 code for a protein of 272 amino acids. Gene Ontology annotation, molecular function: MHC class II protein complex binding. The record is from RefSeq and is a predicted model, not a curated record. Gene Ontology annotation, cellular component: membrane; MHC class II protein complex. The transcript is spliced from 3 exons. NCBI's taxonomy places the organism in Eukaryota, Metazoa, Chordata, Chondrichthyes, Rhinopristiformes, Pristidae. Gene Ontology annotation, biological process: positive regulation of T cell activation; immunoglobulin production involved in immunoglobulin-mediated immune response; antigen processing and presentation of exogenous peptide antigen via MHC class II.
AUGAGGAUCUCAUGAUCUUUGUGGCCCAGGACGGCAGCCCCGACAAACAGUUCGACAACUUGGUGGACGGGGAUGAGGUUUUCUACAUGGACUUCAACCUGAAGAAGGAGGUGCCGCGCCUCCCCGAGUUCCGGGGCCAUGGGAUGGAGGGAGGAGAGGCGUUUGUCUCCAGUAACAUCGCCAUCCUGAAACAGAGCUUAGGUAUUGCCAAGAAGCGGACACACGGAGUCCCGGAACCCAAAGGUGAGAAAGUGGGAUGGGCCGAAGGGCCUGUUUCCGUGUUGUAUGUCUCUAUCACUCGGUGGUCCCGGUUUCUCCCUUCUACAUUCCUCACCCCCAUACAUUGUGGUUUCCUCUGUCCCAUCACCUUGGUUAACCUGUGCUCACCCUGUCUGCCCACAGAUCCCCCUCGGACUGCCAUGUACCCUGAGGAACCCAUGCAGUGGGGUCGGCCCAACACCUUGAUCUGUCUGGCUGACGGAUUCUAUCCUCCGCGCAUCAGCAUGAAGUGGAAGCGGAACGGUGUGUCUGUGACCGAGGGAAUCGACACCACGGAGUACUAUCUGAAGAGCGAUUACUGCUUCCAGAGGUUCACCUACCUGAGCUUUGUCCCGAGCCCUGGAGACAUGUACUCCUGCCAUGUGGAGCACGAGGCUCUGGAGAACCCCAGCACCGUCUUCUGGGAACCCAAGGUACCUGAGGAAGGCUCCGGCCCUGGAACCGUGAUCUGCGCUCUGGGACUCUCUCUGGGAAUCAUCAGCGCCGUGGUGGGAAUCGUCUUACUGAUCAAAGAGAGGCAACGGCUGCAGGCUCAGCAGCAAGGCAUCUAG